Molecule: messenger RNA, 1347 nt
Organism: Hirsutella rhossiliensis
Lineage: Eukaryota; Fungi; Ascomycota; Sordariomycetes; Hypocreales; Ophiocordycipitaceae
Product: saccharopine dehydrogenase NADP binding domain-containing protein
Exons: 4
Coding region: 1-1347 (448 amino acids)
Cellular component (GO): cytoplasm
Molecular function (GO): saccharopine dehydrogenase activity
Source: RefSeq, a predicted model, not a curated record
AUGGCUCGCCAACAGUCUGUUCUCAUGCUCGGCGCGGGCUUCGUCACUCGCCCCACGCUCGACAUUCUCACCGCAGCCGGCAUCCCCGUCACCGUCGCUUGCCGAACCCUCGAGUCCGCCAAGAAGCUGUCGGCCGGCGUCCAAAACACCACGGCCAUCUCCCUCGACGUCUCCGACGACAAGGCUCUCGACGCACAGGUGGCCAAGCACGACCUCGUCAUCAGCCUCAUCCCCUAUACCUUCCACGCCACCGUCAUCAAGUCGGCCAUUCGCAACAAGAAGAAUGUCGUCACCACCAGCUACGUCUCCCCGGCCAUGAUGGAGCUCGACCAGCAGUGCAAGGACGCCGGCAUCACCGUCAUGAAUGAGAUUGGCCUCGAUCCGGGCAUUGAUCAUCUCUACGCUGUCAAGACCAUCGACGAGGUGCACCAGGCCGGCGGCAAGAUCCUGUCCUUUCUCUCAUACUGCGGCGGUUUGCCCGCCCCCGAGGCCUCCGACAACCCGCUGGGCUACAAAUUCUCCUGGUCCUCUCGCGGCGUCUUGCUGGCCCUGAGAAACGCCGCCAAGAUCUACCAGGGCGGCAGCAUUGUCGACAUUGCCUCCAAGGAUCUCAUGGACACGGCCAAGCCCUACUUCAUCUACCCGGGCUAUGCCUUUGUUGCCUACCCCAACCGCGACUCCACACCCUACAAGGAGCGCUACAGUAUCCCCGAGGCCCAGACCAUUGUCCGGGGCACGCUGCGAUACCAGGGCUUCCCGCAGUUCAUCCGCGUCCUCGUCGAGACUGGCUUCCUCGAAGACGUGCCCCAAGACAUCCUGAGCACUUCCGUCUCGUGGAAGGAGGCUACCAAGGCCAUUGUCGGCGCCCCAUCAUCGAGUCCCCACGACCUGGAAGCCGCCAUUGUCGCCCGGUCGACCUUUGACUCGCCCGAGGACAAGGAGCGGAUCCUCAGCGGCCUGCGAUGGAUCGGCAUCUUUUCAGACGACAAGAUUACGCCCCGCGGCAAUCCGCUCGACACGCUCUGCGCCACGCUGGAGCAGAAGAUGCAGUUUGAGAAGGACGAGCGGGACAUGGUCCUGCUGCAGCACAAGUUCGAGAUUGAGCACAAGGACGGAUCGCGCGAGACGCGCACGUCGACGCUCGUCGAGUACGGCGACCCCAAGGGCUACUCGGCAAUGGCCAAGCUCGUCGGCGUGCCCUGCGCCGUGGCCGUCCAGCGGGUCCUGAACGGAACACUGUCCGAGAAGGGCGUCCUGGCUCCCAUGACGACCGAGAUCAACGCGCCCAUCAUGAAGGAGCUGAAGGAAAAGUACGGCAUCGAGCUCAUUGAGAAGACGGUGCUGUGA